CUCAACGACAUUUUGUUCAAAUAGAGAAGCUGGCUAAAGAUAAAAAUAUUUUCUGAAAAUGGCAGACAGGGGCCGGGGAAGAGGUCGAGGUCCUUUGCGUGGACGAGGAGGACAAAGUCGAGAUACUAAUCGCCAAAAUGAACAUCGAGAUGUCCCUUGGAAACUUUUGUUAGGAUUUCGAAGACUACAGGAACUCAAGGAUAAAGAACCUUACGAAGUUACUCUAACUCUAUCAAAACGUAAACAUGCUUUUAAAGAAGCUUUAAGUGAAGCAACUCAUGAGAAUAACAUUGUAGCAUUGUUCCUAAGAUGUAUAGCAAAGGCUAGUGAAUGUGAAACAUUGAGGGAAAGUAUGAUUGAAAUAUUUGUUAUUUUGGAAAAUUCAUUAUUCUUUAAAUCAUCACUCCCUGCUUAUAUCUUUAGUGCCAUGACAGAAGCUUCGCACGACAGGCAAAUGAACUACAAGCAACCCUUUCGGGAUAUACUAACAAUAGUUAGAGACUUCAGACUGAAAAUGCCUCAAUCAAUUGUGUCAGUUAUGGGGUUAAAUGCUAUACUUGAUACCACAUUUAACUCACUGCGAAAUAAUUCUAGUGAAGUCGUAGAUGAUGAAAUGUGGGAAUCUUAUCUGGAGUAUAAAGAAGCACAAGAAGAAUCACUCAAAAGAAUGGCAACGAAAAAGACUAAAACGCGACAAGAGGUUGACAAUGAAGAAGACCCACCAGACGAUUUUCGUGAAUUAACCAUAUUUCCAGGAAAGGUCGAUGUGGAGAUUAAUGCUGAACCUUUUAUUAGACGCAAUAAGAAAACUGGAGGAUAUGAGAACACCGACCAUUAUCUAGAUGUUCAGUUCCGUCUUUUACGUGAAGACUUCAUUGGUCCGUUACGUGAUGGCAUAAAAGAGUAUAUUGAAGCUGUACAUGCAACAGGAAAAGCUAAGCGAUUGCAAGAACUAAGAAUAUAUACCGAUGUACAGAUCAUAAGUCCAGUUUGUAACAAUAGUGGGCUUUGUCGUAGGAUAAGUUUUCACUGUAAAGGAAUGGAUCGCGUACGAUGGGAAUCGAGCAAACGACUGAUUUAUGGUUCUCUUGUAUGUUUAUCAUCUGACAAUUUUCAGACAUUACUUUUUGCAACCGUUGCAGAUAGAGAUUUGAAAAACAUUCAAAAAGGGUUGGUUGAUGUCAAGUUUGAGACUGAUAACAGGACGAUUGCUAAUAUUCCAGAAGACACAGUGUUUGUUAUGGCAGAAACAACUGCUUACUUCGAAGCUUAUAGGCAUGUUCUACUAGGAUUACAAAAUGUGCCAAACGAUGGUUUGCCAUUUGAGAAGUACAUUGUCAGAUGUUUUACGGAGACAGCUUUGCCUGCUUACCUCCGGCGAAAUCCUGAGGCGACGUUUGAUUUACGGCCUCUAGUUGAUGAAGACAUGAUUUUACGUGCGAAAAGAAAUAUAACUGGAAAUCGAGAAGAUACCCGAGAACCAAUAUACAACUUCAGUGUUAGGUCUGAGGAAGCUCACCAUGUCAAGGUCAACAAUUUAAAAACGUGGCCAGCCCACGAUCUAUUUCACUUGGACAUGUCUCAGUUUAGAGCUGUUCAAAAUGCCCUUUCGAGAGAAUUUGCCAUUAUUCAAGGGCCACCAGGAACUGGUAAAACUUACAUUGGACUUAAAGUUGUUAAAGCACUUCUUCAUAACAGAAAUCUGUGGAAUACUAAUCCUGACACUGGACAGGAAGAUAAUAGACCAUUGCUUGUCGUCUGUUAUACAAAUCACGCACUAGACCAGUUUUUGGAAGGAAUUUUAAGAUUUUUCAAAGGCGACAUUCUACGACUUGGUAGUCGCAGUUCUAGUGAGGUAAUGAAGCAGCUGAACAUCAGUAAUAUGCGGAUGACAAUGAGAAAGAAGAGGGAAUUACCUCGAAUUAUUCAUAUGGAAAGAAUGUCAACUAAACAUACAAUGAAAGCUCUUCAAGAAGAAAUUAAUAAAAUAUGCGAAAGAAUUGAAAUGGCAAGACGGGAAUUACUACACGAAGACACUUUAGAAGCAGCUAUGGGCAAAUUCUUUACACGUCUAGUUUCUGGCUUCGAGUUCAGAAUGUACCAGUAUGGAUAUGAAAUGCACAAAUCGAAGAAACAGUCAGCAAUGUUGGAAUGGCUUGGGUAUGGCAACAUUUUAACCGAAGAUCCUGCAGUAGAAGGGGAACAGGAAGUUCAAAACGAAAACAAUAUUGAGAAUAAUCAGGUAAAUGACGGUAAUCAGAUAAACAACGAAGAGAACCAAGAUGAUUUGAUGGACGAGUUCAUAAAUGUCAUCGAUGAGUUAGAUGCAGAAAUGAACAUGAGACAGCUUGACAUUGACGAUUUGGAAAAUGAAGAAGAAAACGAUGCACUUGUUACAGAAAUGCAACAAGCAUUACACGAUUUGGAUGUACGAAAGCCAGUGAUAGCAUUGAAUGUUUCUCAGUUAGAUGCAGAUGAUAAAAAAUCGAAUGUAUUUGAGCAAUGGCAAAUGACAAAAAAGCAAAAGAAACAAAUGAAAAAAACACUCAGAAAAGAACUAUCAUCAAAUGAUCGUAUGACUCGUGAAGAAGUUUCUCGCAAUUUUGAUAUGUGGGAACUACGAAAACAAGACAGAUGGCGCUUAUAUCGAUUUUGGGUUAACGCAUAUUGCGAUAGUCUCAAAGAGAAGAUACGAGGAAAAGAAGACGAGUUUCAGUUAGCAUGUGCAAAAUAUAAUGAGGUUUUGAUGCAAGAGGAUAGGGAAAUCAUGCGACAGUCAACCGUAAUUGGAAUGACAACUACGUGUGCAGCAAGGUAUCAGUCCGUGCUUCAGGAAAUCAGACCACGAAUUGUUGUAGUCGAGGAGGCAGCAGAGGUACUUGAGGCGCAUAUUGUUAGUACUCUCAGUAGAGGGUGCGAACAUGUAGUAUUGAUAGGAGAUCAUAAACAGCUCAAACCGAGUCCUACUGUUUAUAAACUAGCAACCAAAUACAACUUAGAGAUUUCUUUGUUUGAACGCAUGAUAUGUAACAACAUGGCAUAUGACUGUCUCCAAUUUCAGCAUCGAAUGAGACCAGAUAUAUCAAAAAUGUUGCGUAAAAUAUACCCAGAAUUGAAAGAUGAUGAUGCGGUUAAAGAUUAUCAAGAUGUCAAAGGUAUUUCAAGCAAUGUAUUUUUCAUCGAUCACACAAAUGAAGAAUCUUCUGAAGAUGAUUUGAAGAGUCACUCAAACGACCAUGAAGCAGAUUAUAUUGUCGCUCUGUGUAGAUACCUUUUGUUGCAAGGAUACGAGCGAGAACAGAUAACCGUCUUGACUCUUUAUUCUGGUCAGCUAUUUGCUUUUAGGAAGAGAAUGCCAAAAUCUUUAUAUGAAGGCGUAAGAGUAACUGUUGUUGACAAUUUUCAAGGAGAGGAAAAUGACAUUAUUUUGUUGUCUUUAGUUCGAAGUAAUGAAGAUGGAAAAAUUGGAUUUUUAAGCAUUGAAAAUAGAGUUUGCGUUGCACUUUCUAGAGCAAAAAUAGGACUCUACGUCAUUGGGAAUUUUACAUUGAUGGCGAAUAAAAGUAAAUUAUGGUGUUCUAUCGUUGAUCAUGCCAGAAGAAACAUGUUCCUUGGAGAAGCCUUGCCACUUUAUUGUCAAAACCAUCCAAAUGAAAACGGACUUUUUGCUGCAGUACCAUCAGAUUUCAAGAAGGCACCUGAAGGUGGAUGUAUGAAACCAUGCGAAUACCGUCUUCCAUGUGGUCAUACCUGUGCAAGAGCUUGUCAUACAUACGAUCGUGAUCACGAGGAAUAUGAAUGUAAUAAACCAUGCACUAAAAUACUCUGUGAAAGAAAUCACAGAUGCUCUCGAAGAUGUAAUCAAGAAUGUGGAAAAUGUCUUCAAUGGGUUGAAAAGACACUUCCAAAAUGCGGACACAAACAAGAAGUCAUGUGUUAUAUAGAUCCAGUAAACUGGAAAUGUACAUCAAAAUGUUUUGCCAGUCUGCCUUGUGGUCAUCCUUGUCGCAAUCUUUGUGGAGAAGCGCAUACAGAGUAUUGUAUGAUGAAAGUUCUGAAAAAAUGGAGCUGUGGGCAUUCGGAAAAAAUUAGUUGCAACCAACAACAAACAGCAAUCUGCAAUAAAAAGUGCGAACAAGAACUUGAGUGUGGUCAUAUCUGUGGUGGAACAUGCGGGGAAUGUUUCCAAGGAAGGCUUCAUGCAUCAUGUAGAGAAAACUGCAAUCGACGUUUGGUUUGUGAACAUCCUUGUCAAGACAGCUGCUCUAGCUGUCCACCUUGUAUUCGUCAGUGUGAGAAUCGUUGUAAACACAGCUAUUGUGGCAAGAAAUGUGGACAACUUUGCGUGCCAUGUGCAGAACUCUGUGAAUGGCAAUGUAGACAUCAUAGAUGCGAAAAAAUAUGCAGUGAACCAUGCAAUAGACCCCGUUGUAACAAACCAUGCAAGAAAUUGCUAGAAUGUAAACACCAGUGUAUUGGACUCUGUGGGGAACCGUGUCCUAAUCUUUGUAAGAUAUGCCAUAAUGACAUUGUGACAGAAGUCUUCCUUGGAAACGAGGACGAACCAGGUGCACGAUAUGUCCAAUUGGAGGAUUGUGGACACGUUUUUGAAUUUUCUGACUUAGAUCAAUGGAUGGACAUAAUUGACGAAGGGAACAACGACACGGCCAUAAAAUUGAAAGAAUGCCCAAAAUGCAAAACAGCUAUUCGCCGUAACUUGCGAUAUGGUAACAUGAUUAAACAAGCACUUCGUGAUAUUGAAUCUGUAAAAAGAAGAAUGUUAGGUGACGAUGUGAGAAAGUCCCAAAUGGAAAAAUCCAUAUCUCGAGGAAUACCUACUUUACCUGUUAAAGAACAGCGAAUAAUCAGAGAAUAUCAUUCAGAUUUAACCAAGGGUCCUUUUGACGAAAACACACUUUCAGCAAUUGAAAAUCAAAUCAACAUUGUACGUCAUGUUAAUGGUUUGAAAGCAAAGUUUGAAAAGGAUAGAGAUUCUGUGCAUUACAUAGAACUUAAUGACAAAGCUAUUGAACAUUUGGAUAAUUGUCAUGAAUUUACUCUUAGAAAGAGAAAAUACUUUACUGUCCAAGAAACCAAUGAUCUCAAUGCAGAACUAGAUCGUUUACAAAGACUCCGCAUUUUCCUACAAUACAAGGAAAGAAGAAGAGUAACGGAGAGUGCUCUACCAAGGGAGCUGAGUCUCGAUUUCAUGACAGCAGAAGAGUACCUGACAAAAGGGACAUUUACAAAUAUUAGAAAGAUGUUUGUUGACAAAACACUCGAAACAUUAAAGACAGCAUUACCACUAUCUGGAUUAGCUAUUACUGACAAGGAACGGAUAGACAUUGUAACAGCGAUUGGAUUGGGAAAAGGUCAUUGGUUCAAAUGUCCAAAUGGACACGUCUAUUGUAUUGCUGAUUGUGGAGGUGCUACUGUGGAAAGUAAAUGUCCAGAUUGUGGGUCAGUCGUUGGUGGUUCUGGACAUACGCUUAGACAAGAUAAUAGAUUUGCACCAGAAAUGGACGGAGCCACUAAUCCUGCUUGGUCAGAACAAGCCAACAUGGGCAAUUAUGACCCAUUUCAGAUCAGAUUUUAAUCUAUUUGAAUGCCAUGCCAUGUCAUGUUAUUUUGUUUGUUAUUUAUGCUAUCUUUAAUUAAAUUAUUUUGAGUGAU
Mytilus trossulus (common blue mussel) is the source of this 5673-nucleotide messenger RNA. Its product is annotated as NFX1-type zinc finger-containing protein 1-like. Gene Ontology annotation, cellular component: nuclear RNA-directed RNA polymerase complex. The transcript has 4 exons. Gene Ontology annotation, molecular function: helicase activity. NCBI's taxonomy places the organism in Eukaryota, Metazoa, Mollusca, Bivalvia, Mytilida, Mytilidae. Gene Ontology annotation, biological process: regulatory ncRNA-mediated heterochromatin formation. The record is from RefSeq and is a predicted model, not a curated record. Bases 59 to 5596 code for a protein of 1845 amino acids.